Messenger RNA from Eutrema salsugineum, 702 nucleotides. RefSeq names its product precursor of CEP9. Gene Ontology annotation, biological process: root development; nitrate import; regulation of root development. Bases 1 to 702 code for a protein of 233 amino acids. Gene Ontology annotation, molecular function: hormone activity. Gene Ontology annotation, cellular component: extracellular region. The transcript has a single exon. The record is from RefSeq and is a predicted model, not a curated record. Lineage: Eukaryota; Viridiplantae; Streptophyta; Magnoliopsida; Brassicales; Brassicaceae.
AUGAAGCUAUUCACUUUCACUGUGACAACUAUCAUCAUCUCCAUGAUAUUUGACCAAGCACCCAUCACCACUGAAGCAAGAAAGUUGAGGAAAACAAAUGAUCACCAAAAUCAUUUCAAAGCUGGAUCUACGCAUGAGUUUGUGCCUACUUCUCCACGAAACAGUCCUGGCAUGGGACCAAAAAAAGGUAAUGCAAAUGUUCAAGGGUUUCGAGAAGACUUAAAGCCCACGGAAGGAAGAAGGCUGCAGAAAACGAACGAUUUUGCACCUACUUCUCCAGGAAACAGUCCCGGGAUGGGGCACAAGAAAGGAAAUACAAAUGUUGAAGGGUUUAAAGAUGACUUAAAGCCCACGGAAGGAAGAAGACUGCAGAAAACGAACGGUCAAGACCACUUCAAAACCGGAUUCACAGACGAUUUCGCUCCUACUACUCCAGGAAACAGUCCUGGCGUGGGCCACAAGAAAGGGAAUGCAGAUGUUAAAGGGCUUAAAGAUGACUUCGACUCCACGGAAGAUAGACAACUGCUGAAAAUGGACGGCCAAGAUCAUUUUAAAACCGGAACUACGGACGAUUUUGCACCAACUUCUCCGGGAAACAGUCCCGGGAUGGGUCAUAAGAAAAAAGAUGACUUCAAGCCCACGACACCAGGACAUAGCCCCGGAAUUGGUCAUGCCGCCAAUAACGAUAAGCUUAAAGCUUAA